This is a messenger RNA of Diaporthe batatas, 2340 nucleotides long. RefSeq lists its product as uncharacterized. The coding region runs from base 1 to 2340 and encodes 779 amino acids. Lineage: Eukaryota; Fungi; Ascomycota; Sordariomycetes; Diaporthales; Diaporthaceae. Gene Ontology annotation, molecular function: DNA-binding transcription factor activity, RNA polymerase II-specific; DNA binding; zinc ion binding. The record is from RefSeq and is a predicted model, not a curated record. The transcript is spliced from 3 exons. Gene Ontology annotation, biological process: DNA-templated transcription; regulation of DNA-templated transcription.
AUGUCCGGCGGCGCACCACACAGCCUCGGGCAGGCGCAGCGUGUGCUGGCCUGUCUGAACUGUCAGCAGCGAAAGGUCAAGUGUGAUCGCAGGUUGCCCUGCGCAAACUGUGUGCGUCAUAAGGUCGAGUGUGAGCCCGCCCUGGCCCCGCGCCAGCGCCGCCGCAGAUUCCCGGAGCGCGAGCUGCUCGACCGAGUCCGACGGUACGAGGAAAUCCUUCGCAAGAACAACCUCUCUUUCGAGCCACUCCAUCCCGAUGAUGAUAGCAACAACUACAGGAGCAACAACAGCGAAACCCCGGCCACAUGUGCAUCCUCAUCUGCCCAACACGCCUCGCCUGCCUCCCUGGUCGACUUGCAGAAAGGCACUCGAUCAGAUACCCCGGCAGUUGAUAUCUGGGAUGCCAUCAGACGAAAACAACGAAUAUUCAAUGGCCAGGAACGUACCCACAAUGGCGUUAGCCUCGACAGCGACGCUGGGGAGGAGGAUGACGACGAUGUGAUAAUGGCCAAUGUCGCGGCUGAGCGCGUAUGGGACCGCACCUACCACGACGAGAAUCACGACGAGUUCCUAUUUGGGGCCGGGUCGUCCAGGGUUGGCGUCGAACUGUCAACCUUGCACCCGGAGCCGAUUCAGGUCGUCAGGCUCUGGCAGGUCUACCGCGACAAUGUGCACCCCUUGCUGGUCGUCACGCACCCCCCGAUCAUGCAGACCCGCAUCCUGGACGCCGCCGCCGACCUGACGGCCAUCAAUCCGGAACUCGAGGCGCUCAUCUUCAGCAUUUACUGUGUUUCCGUCCUGAGCCUUGCCCCUGAUGAGUGCCUCCGCCUCUUCGGCUCGCCCAAGAACCAGCUCCUGGCAGGUUACCGCUUCGCAUGCCGCCAGGCACUCCUCAAGUGCAAGGUUCUACGUUCUGAAGACCGCGACUGCCUGACGGCUCUGUUCCUCUACCUGGUUUCAGUCGCAUACGACACACACCCGCGGUCCAUGUCGUCAAUGCUCGCAGUGGCGAUACACAUCGCACAGCGGAUGGGCAUCCACAUGGAGCGCACAUACGCCAGUUACAGCGCCCUCGAGGCCGAGAUGUGCCGGAGGCUAUGGUGGUCCCUCGUCACCUUUGACCACCGUGUCUGCGAGCUCUCCGAGUACAGGACGACAACCCUGACCCCGAUCUGGGACUGCAGGAUGCCACUCAACCUGCAUGAUUUCGAGCUGAGUCCGGAGAUGAAGGCGGCACCUCCUGCCCACGAGGAACCCACAGAAGCCCUAUUCGUCGUCCUGCGCUACCUGCACGCAGACUUCCUCCGCCAUAGCGCCGUCCACGUGACCUUUGCCAACCCAUGCCUUCAGAUGAUUGCUGCCCGCCCCGGCCACGGCAACAACGGUGGCGACCUCGCGGCACUAGAACGGCUCAUCGAGGACAAGUACAUCGCAUUAUGCGACCUGGCGAAUCCCCUCUACUUCACGACCAUCUGGACGACACGCGGGUCCUUAGCCAGGACAAGCCUGCUGGGACACUACUCCCGGCUCGCCUCGGCCGAAGCUGGGAGCCACCACCACAACCACCAACAGCAGCAGCAGCAGCGACAGGGACAAGAGGAUCGGCGGGGUCAGCGGGGUCAGCAGCACAAAGAACAAUCUGCUACAGGCAAGUGCCGCGAGUCAAUGGACAGGGACGAGGACGAGGACGAGGCAUCCUUAUCCUACGCGCUCACCAUGCUCGAGUGUGACGCGAAGCUCCUGGUGUCUCCCCUCUCCCGGCGAUUCGCCUGGUUCGCGCGCCUCAAUUUCCCCAUGCUCGCUUACGUCCACGUCCUGCGGUAUCUGCGCGGUCGCCGUGGUGGCGGUGGUGGUAGUGACACCACCCUGAUACGCAAAGCGUGGCGCGUGCUGAGCGAGAGCUACGAGGCUCAUGCGGCGGAGCCCAAGCUCGCCGAUGCUAUAUUCUUCGUCUGCGCACGGCUCGUGCUUCAGGCCUGGGAUGCGACGCGUAUGGAGGGCCCGCCUUCUUUUACAGGGAAACUACGGAGCGAGGCGGAUCCGGCGGGGAUGGAGGUGCCACGGAUCGUGGCAGAUAUGCGGGACAAGACGGCGCAGCUCAGCACAGCGGAGCCCGCAAGCGGAGGGGGAGGAGGAGGAGGAACAGGAGGAGCUGCCGACCACCCCGCCGUCCCGGCUUUCAUGGAUCACGGCUGGCAAAACGUCAUGGGGCUGCAAGGAUUUCCGGGCUCGCAGCCUGGCGGCUACCCUGAUAUGUCUCCACUGAGCACAUCCGGCAUCGACACGAACCACUUCUUGAGCAUGUACAAUUGGAGGGUCUUUGGGUCACAAGAUCAAUGA